AGUUGAUAUUUUGAUUUUUACUUGGACAGUCGCGUCUCAAUAUAAAUUAUGAAAUAUUCUUUGUUCUUGAUAUCAUCGUUAGUAUGGAUGACAAGUAAUGUUGAAUGUGCAAAAACUGAUUCAACUUUUGAUCGAUCGAAAUGUGAACUUAAGUAUCUGAAAGAUGGAAACUUUCUGCCUGCUGAUAUUCCUUUUGUCGCUCCAACAACGUCAUGUGAUCUUUUGACUUCGGUUAUCGACACAACAAUGUCAAAAGUUCGCAGUGAUUAUGAAAAAUUGACUUUUGACGGAAAGUGUGUUGAAAAGGCAUUGAGAGAUAUCAAAGUACCAAAGUUUUGGUUCCUUAACAAUGCUUAUGCUGCGGCAAGUAAUAUCAAUAAAGCUGACAAAGCGAAGCACAUUGAAAGAGUGAGACAACAAGCAAUUGAAGAAUCAACAAAUGCUGUCUCGUCCUGCGUUGACACUCAAGCUUUUGAACAUUUGUUUAACCUUAUUUAUCCCGAAAAUAUUGCAGAUGAAGAAGACGCCAGACAAGAUUACUGUGUGAGAAAAUAUGUUUUGGACAAUAAUUUAGUCGAUAAAAGUUACAAGUUGAAACUUAACCCCAGAAGUCUUGAUACAUCGAAAAUUUCUUGCGAUCCCAUAAUCAAUGAAAGCCGAAUUCAGGCAGAAGAAUCUUUCUACAAAAAAAGAAGUUUCUCACAAGACAAGAUAAUUUGUAUUCGAGCAGCAUUCAAGAAAGGAAAAUAUUAUGACAACAUUGCAUUGGUUAUGGUGUUGGAGGGAUCAAGCAUAACGAACACACAAAAGGAAGCUGAACGUGCGAAAUUCAUUGCAGCGAUGGUUCAAUACACAAAAGACAAGGUCGCAUGUGUCGAUGAAUGAUAUUUCUGAAUUAUCGAGAUCUAUCAAUUUAUUAUUAUUUACAUUUCUUAUGUUGAAAAGCUUUUAUGAUGGAAAUGAGAAAAAUCUAAUAAUAAAAUCAGCUACUCAAAUUGAAGCUGUGUAGCAUUAAAUGUCGUAAGAUCUUUUUAGGAAAACA
This is a messenger RNA of Clunio marinus, 1042 nucleotides long. The record is from the annotation of a GenBank genome assembly. Lineage: Eukaryota; Metazoa; Arthropoda; Insecta; Diptera; Chironomidae.